AUGGAUAUGAAUAUGGAUACGAGCACAAUGUCCAUGGCCACAACCACCGCUUCAGUGGCCAUGUCUAUGACUAGUUCGGUGGUGUCAAGCACAGCAUCUCCGUCGUCUGCCAUGUCGGGCAGUAUGGAUAUGGACGCUAUGUCAUCCAUGGCCAUGACAUUCUUUACUUCCGCGCGAACUCCGCUGUAUUCGACAACAUGGACCCCGAUCAACGACGGCCAGUACGCCGGUACUUGCAUUUUUCUCAUAGUGCUUGCUGCGAUUCUUCGCUUUAUCCUUGCGCUCAGGCCUAUCCUAGAGGCUCAUGUCUGGAACGACGGUGUUCGCAACAACAGUCACUUUUUACAUGAUCAUGCCAGAAUUGAACAACAACAAACUAGUGGUCCAGUCUCAAACUCGUUUUCCAAUGUCAAAAAUGAUAUUACCAGUCGUUGGUCAGAAUGGCGGGUCAAUCCUGCCGCUGGUCGUGCCACGUACGAGUUGGUCAUUGCUGGUAUUGCUUAUUUACUUAUGUUAGCUGUUAUGACAAUGAAUCAUCAAUACUUACACUUGGACGUUGCGGCCGGAGGACUAGCAAAGAACGCUGCGUAUGAUAUCGAAAAACCCGAAGCCAUAAAAAGGGCAAUGAUAGAAGAGUUCAGCACAUGGCACCCAUAUCAGCUCAGACAGUAUAUACUAUACGCCGAAGGCCCGGUAGCUCGACCAUUAUACAUGCUUCCAGUCGGAUGGAAAUGGCAAAGUCGUCCAGGAUUGACUUUGGUAGGCGAUGCGGCACAUGUUAUGACUCCUUAUGCCGGGGAGGGCGUAAACCUCGGGUUGCAGGAUGCAUUGAAGCUUUCUCAAGCUAUUAUCAAGGCAGCAGCACCAACGUCCAUUGACGACUCAGCGCUAGAAAACGAGGUCAAAGGGUUUGAGGACGACAUGUUUGUGCGGGAGAAGCGAACUGCAGAAUGCACUCUGGAUAUUCCUAAAUGGACCAUGUUCACUGAGGGGUCACUUGGUACUGUCAUAGAGCCAGUUGUGCUCCACAUUUUGUCGUUCAAUAUGGGCCCUUUUGCCUCGCUGUUCCUCUAUCCAAUCUUUGUGGUGGUUGUGUGCUCUUUUGUAUACUCAAGAUCUUCCAUUAACCAGUCUGCAAGACUUGCGUGA
Messenger RNA from Talaromyces atroroseus, 1149 nucleotides. RefSeq lists its product as hypothetical. The coding region runs from base 1 to 1149 and encodes 382 amino acids. Gene Ontology annotation, molecular function: copper ion transmembrane transporter activity; FAD binding. Gene Ontology annotation, cellular component: membrane. Gene Ontology annotation, biological process: copper ion transmembrane transport. The transcript is spliced from 3 exons. The record is from RefSeq and is a predicted model, not a curated record. Lineage: Eukaryota; Fungi; Ascomycota; Eurotiomycetes; Eurotiales; Trichocomaceae.